UUGCUUCCAUCAUGGCUUCUUCUUCAUCCUCUUCUUCUACUUCUUCUCCUCCUCCCUUACCUAUUUUCAAUGUUUCCCAAGAGGAUUUCCUUGUGUUCCACAAAAUGGACAGAGACCUCUACACCAUCCUUGUCACCAACCUCUCUCGUGACCCUUCUGAGUCCAUGCAUUUGCUUGCUAUGUGGCUUUGGUUGGAGAAAGUUGGUUUUCAUAAAGUUGUAAAGAAGAUUAUGUCUUUGCCUGUCAUUUUGAUCAAUGAAGUUGCUGAUGAAUCACUCAUAUGUUUCACUUGUCUUAACACCAAUGCAAACAGCAACCCUUACCUAGUUGCACUUGCAUCGUCGUCUUCGUCUUCGUCGUCUGGUGAAUCCAAUGAUAUCCCGCUUCUUCAAAGCCUGCUUGAAGAAGAAAUCUCUCUGAAAUUCUUCUACGAGUUUCGCCUCGAAGCCGCUCGAGGAAUAGAGAGAACAAGACAAGAGGUUUGCUCGAGGGCAUUGAGUGACAUCAUGCAACAAGCCAUGAUGAGGAACUCGGCGGAGAGAAUGGUGGAGAAUAGUGUCUGGUUUGGAUCGAUCGGACCCUCGAAUCUGCAGUUUGGUCCCGUUGGGAUUGCUAGUGCAAUGGCGCAAGUGCAGCAACCGGCCAACAAUGCUGCCACCGUCGGAGGAGAAGGCGGAGGGGUUGUUCCAGCGGAUGCUAGGACAUUAUUUGUGACAUUUUCGAAAGGAUACCGCGUGGAGGAAUGGGAAGUUAAGGAGUUUUUUACUAUGGCUUAUGGAGAUUGUGUUGAGGCUUUGUUUAUGCAGGAAACUGCACCAAAUGAACAAGCACUUUUUGCUAGAAUUGUGUUUCGUAAUGCGAAUACUAUUGAUAUGAUUCUGAGAGGGGCUACAAAAGUCAAGUUUUCCAUCAAUGGAAAACAUGUUUGGGCAAGAAAGUUUGUCCCUAAGAGAGGAAGUAGUGGUGGUAGGGUUAUGGUUUCUGGAGAGACUUCUGGUUUCGGUAAUUCUGGAUUUGGGAUGUAAAACCACGUGGUUUGAGAAAAGUUGAUGAUGUUGUUAUGUACUGGAUGUUCAUUUGCAUAAAUAAAAUCGUCUGGUUUUUUAUGAAAUCAAAUCUAUAAAAGUGCUUUUUGUUAAUUGUUGUGCAAGUUAAUUAAUUAUGGGUUGUUGUAUGAAGAUUUUCGA
This is a messenger RNA of Vicia villosa (hairy vetch), 1187 nucleotides long. RefSeq lists its product as uncharacterized. Lineage: Eukaryota; Viridiplantae; Streptophyta; Magnoliopsida; Fabales; Fabaceae. Bases 12 to 1025 code for a protein of 337 amino acids. The record is from RefSeq and is a predicted model, not a curated record. The transcript has a single exon.